AUGCUCCUUGACCUAGUUUUUCAGAUGCUCUCGUCUCUCUCACCAUUCACUCCGUCUCUCGCCGGCCCGCCGUCAGCUUCUAUUUGCCUCCUCAAUCUCCGGCAUCCAACGCUCGCUCGUCGAUCCUCUGACCUCCGUCAAAUUCACAGUUCACAGUUUAGAGAGUCGUUUAUGAUAAGACAAUUAAGGUGCUUUUGGCCCCCGGGGCGUAGCGCAGUUGGUGGGAUGGGGGGACGCAAGCUCGCUUGCAAGCACCGGGUGGCGGGACCGAAACCUGGGAGGAGCAAAAAUGCAGAUACCUGA
This is a messenger RNA of Striga asiatica, 303 nucleotides long. Lineage: Eukaryota; Viridiplantae; Streptophyta; Magnoliopsida; Lamiales; Orobanchaceae. The record is from the annotation of a GenBank genome assembly.